AUGACGAACUAUUUAGACAGUUAUAAAAGUAUAUUUCUUGAUAUAAAAUUACGAGAUUUUUUUACAAUAUUUUCGUUGAUACGCAAUGAAAAACGUCUUUCAUCUUAUAACAUUUUAAAUCAAAAUUUAACUCAAUUUUGGUUGGACAAAAAUCAUUUUACAAAUCAUUUUUAUCUACCAUUAUUAUGUGUUCGUACUGGUUUCGAUUUAUUUUUACGUGUUAAUCAAUUUCCUGAACAAAGUGAAAUAAUUAUGUCUGCAAUAAAUAUUCCAUCUAUGAUUACACUUGUGCAAUAUCAUAAUCUAAAAGUUAUACCAUGUGAUAUUAAUUUAGAUACAUUAAAAAUCGAUAUAAAUCACGUCAAACGUUUAAUAACAUCUAAAACUGUUGCUAUUGUUUAUGCACAAAUAUAUGGAAGAUGUGUUGAUGUAUCGGAAUUAAUUGAUUUAGCAUAUGAAAAAAAUCUUUAUUUUAUUGAAGAUUGUGCAGAAAGUUUUGCAGGAUUCUGCUCAUGUUCAUCGAAAGACAAAACUACGAAUCUCGAUUUGUAUUGUCCAACAAGGAUUCAGAAUAACAGUGAACCGACAUGUUAUAUGGGUCAUCCACGUUCUCAUAUAACUUUAUAUAGUUUUGGUGUUUUAAAAUUCUGUACAUCAUUAGGUGGUGGCCUUGCUAAAAUAUCCGAUUAUAAUUUAUAUAAAAAAAUGUCUGAACUCUAUGAAAAAGAUCCUAUUCAAAAUACUGAACAAUAUUAUACAAAUGUAAAAAAAUAUUUUUAUUUAUUUUGGUUAUUAAAUAUUCCAUAUGUUAUUAAACCAUUAAUGUCUAUUAUACGUUUAUUGAAUUUAAAUCAUAUGGAAUUUGUUGUGAAUCGUUUACGUGCAUUUUCAAAGCCUCCACAACCUUCAGAAUUAUUUCUUUCAUUACGUCGUCAACCAUGUCGUCCAUUAUUAGCUUUUCUCUAUCAUCGAUUUCAAACAUAUGAUUAUGAACAUUUACAUAAACAAAAAGAAAAUGCUUUCUAUGUUAUCAAUAAUUUAAAACAAAUAUCAACUCUACAAUUUAUUGGUAUGAAUUGUCAAUUAAAAAAUUUUUGGUUAUUUCCUAUAUUAGUUUCUAAACCUGAUUUAUUUGUUAAAAUUUUAUCAAAAUAUCAUAUUGAUGCAUAUCGUGGUACAACACAAUUAAAUGUUAUUACAAAACAAUUACUUGAUGCAGAUAAUUUACCGAUAAGUAUAGAUGAUCAUCAUAAAUGUCCAAAUGCAGAAUAUUUAAUUGAUCAUGUUAUUUAUUUACCUGUACAUUGUUAUGUACCAAAAUAUGUUUUAAAACAAUUAAUUGAUAUUGUUAAUAGAACAGCUCAAGAAAUUGAACAAUAUCAUUUAAGAUCAAAAUUAUAA
Molecule: messenger RNA, 1401 nt
Organism: Adineta steineri
Lineage: Eukaryota; Metazoa; Rotifera; Eurotatoria; Adinetida; Adinetidae
Source: the annotation of a GenBank genome assembly